This is a messenger RNA of Paramecium sonneborni, 908 nucleotides long. The record is from the annotation of a GenBank genome assembly. Lineage: Eukaryota; Ciliophora; Oligohymenophorea; Peniculida; Parameciidae.
AUGUAAUUGUCAUUGAUAAAGGUAUGCAGUAUUACAGGGUUGUUUGUGUAUUUUUUGAUAGGUAAGAUAUGUUUGAUGUGUGUUUGGCCAAAUAAUAUUGAAGAAAGUAAUUAUGGAUAUUAAUUUUAGAACAAUUAUUCUUUAUUGUAUCAUUGUAUGUAGUUCACUUGAUUACAUACAUAAUUGUUAAUGGAUUUUAUAUGGCAUGUUAUGAAAGUAAAAGCAAAUACAUAAGUAAAGCAAAAAUUGAAUAAGUAUAAAAGAAUUAUAAAUUUAGAAACCAUGGCCUUGGGAUGGAAAAGAUUCUAAAGUAUGGUAAGAAAUGAAGAGAUUAUAUUGGAAAAAUGUGAUUAUUAAUCAAUUCAUCAUGAUAGGUGUGGCAUAUAGUGCUAGUUGUUUUAAAUUGGAUACUCGUUUUGAUGAAACCUUCCCAACUGUAUUUGAAAUAAGUUGGUAAAUAUUAGUUUUUGGAAUAAUAGAAGAUGUGUUGUUUUAUUUUAGUCAUAGAUUAUUACAUACACCAUAUUUUUAUGGAAAAGUUCAUAAAGUACAUCAUAUUUAUAACAUUACAGGUAAAUUAAUAAUAAAUAUUUUGAUUAGUAUCAUGGUCAGCUGAAUUUGCUCAUCCUUUUGAAUAUAUCUUAGGCAAUUUAAUUCCAGUAAUUGCUGGACCAAUUUUAUUAGGAUAUCAAACACAUAUGAUCACUAUUCUUGUAUUUGUUGGAUUAGCUACUCAUAAAACAUUAUCAGAUCAUUCUGGUUUCAAUUUCCCAUGGGAUGUGUAUCAACAUUUACCUUUAACAACUCAUUCUGAAUUCCACUCCAAACAUCAUAGUUUGAAUACUGGAAAUUACUCAUCGACAUUCACAUAUUUAGAUGAUCUCUUAGGAACAACUAUUAAUAAAUGA